Messenger RNA from Letharia columbiana, 1809 nucleotides. RefSeq lists its product as uncharacterized. Gene Ontology annotation, molecular function: amino acid transmembrane transporter activity. The transcript is spliced from 2 exons. Lineage: Eukaryota; Fungi; Ascomycota; Lecanoromycetes; Lecanorales; Parmeliaceae. The record is from RefSeq and is a predicted model, not a curated record. Gene Ontology annotation, biological process: amino acid transmembrane transport. The coding region runs from base 1 to 1809 and encodes 602 amino acids. Gene Ontology annotation, cellular component: membrane.
AUGGCGAAAGAAGCGUUUCAAAUGACCAAAGUAGACCCGGCCAUGUCCUCGCCCGAGUCCAGUUCCCUCGAUUCCAACGGCGUUGGUCACACACAGCCAAUCUACGAUGACAAGGUAGAACCCCGAGCAAGUGUCCCUCGUCGUAUUGUCGACAGCUUCAGGCGGGACCCCCAUUCUAGGGUCACUCCCAGUGGUGUCGUUGGUGCCAAUGGCGCCGUCUUCGAUGCCGAAGCGGCUGCACAAGCCACUGCAGAUUCGCCGUUGGCCAGGAAGUUGAAGGGACGACAUUUGCAGAUGAUAGCUAUCGGAGGGUCGAUCGGUACUGGUCUUUUCGUCGCCUCUGGAAAAUCCCUCUCGAACGGCGGUCCAGCAUCGGUAUUGAUUGCAUACAGUCUCAUUGGGAUCAUGCUCUUCUGUACAGUUCAAGCUCUCGGCGAAAUGGCUGUCCUGUUCCCGGUCGCUGGUUCCUUCUCCGCCUACUCUACUCGGUUCCUUGACCCGGCCUGGGGUUUCGCAAUGGGCUGGAAUUACGCAAUGCAAUGGCUAGUGGUACUGCCGCUCGAAGUUGUCGCCGCAGCAAUUACAGUCAAGUACUGGAACUCCAAGAUCUCUCCUGCCGCUUGGGUUGCCAUCUUCCUCACUAUUAUCAUAAGCAUCAAUUUGUUCGGCGUCAGAGGCUACGGUGAAGCGGAAUUUGUCUUCUCCAUUAUCAAGGUCGUAGCAGUUGUCGGCUUUAUAGUACUCGGCAUCAUCCUCGACAUUGGUGGGGGUCCCAAUGGAGGGUACAUAGGUGGAAAAUACUGGCACAACCCUGGAGCCUUUCACAACGGCUUCAAGGGUCUCUGCUCUGUUUUCGUCACUGCCGCCUUUGCUUUUGCCGGAACGGAACUUGUCGGUCUUGCAGCUGCUGAGACUGCUAACCCUCGUAAAUCCCUUCCGACGGCAGUAAAGCAGGUCUUCUGGCGCAUUGCUCUAUUCUACAUCGUUUCUCUAACUCUCGUCGGCCUGCUGGUUCCCUACAGCGACCCCCGUCUUAUAGGCUCUUCAAAUUCGGACGCCAAAGCCUCUCCGUUUGUUAUCGCCAUCGAAAAUGCCGGCAUCACUGGCCUGGACUCUGUCAUGAACGUUGUGAUCAUGAUUGCAGUCCUCUCCGUGGGUAAUUCCUCGAUCUACGGCUCCUCGCGUACCCUGGCAGCCCUGGCAGAACAAGGCCAAGCGCCCAAGAUGUUCGCUUACAUCGACCGAAAAGGUCGUCCGCUUGUUGCCAUUGUAUUUGCUUCUGCCUUAGGUUUCCUCGCGUUCCUUGCGGCAUCAAGUAAAGAAGAACAAGCAUUUUUGUGGAUGCAAGCCCUCAGCGGUCUCAGCUCGAUCUUCACUUGGGGCUCCAUCUGCCUCUGCCACAUCCGAUUCCGCAGAGCUUGGAAGAAGCAAGGUCGUACCAUUGAUCAGCUAGCUUUCCGUUCCCAAGCCGGUGUCCUAGGCUCUUGGGUUGGUUUCCUUUUCAACGUCCUGGUGCUUAUUGCACAAUUUUGGACUGGCAUUGCUCCAGUGCCUAACCAGGAUGGCACUCGCGUGACUGGUGCCGCGGCCUUGACCGAGAAUUUCUUCGCAGCGUAUCUGGCUGUGCCUAUCGUGCUGCUAUUCUACAUCGUUUACAAGGUCCUCUAUAAGACUCCUUUCAUGAGAAGCAAGGACAUGGAUCUGAACACGGGAAUCAGGCAGCUUGAUCUGAGGGAGCUACAGGCUGAAGACGAGGUGGAGAAGGCGCAGUGGCCGAAGUGGAAGAAAGCCUACAAACUCUUCUGUUAG